UCAACUAGCAGUUGUUGAUUUCAAUUUAGUUUUUUUCUAUUAAAACCAAUUAAGUAGAUUUUAUUUGGUUAAGGUGUUGUCCAAAUCAAUCUGUUGUCAAUUUUUACCAUAUCAUUGUUUUUUGUUACCAGCAGUAAGCAAAGUGUCCUAAAAUCGUUUCUCUUGCUCUGUUUGUGCUUGUUUGAAUGAGUUAUUUGUUAAAUCAAUCAGGAUCCAAAUUACUACCUUCAACAAGGUGUAACCUGUUCAUCUUCAAUCAUCGUCAUCUUCCUACUUAUUUCAUUUCUACAAAAUUUGAUCAACAUUUUUCAAAUUGAUCUCACUCAAAAGUAUAGAGUUUUUUCUGUGUCAUAUCUUUCUCAGCUGUAAUAUUGAGCAGCUCUCCAUCUUUACUACGCAAAAAUCGUUUCGGGUAAAAUGAGCCGUAGUAUCGACGUAAAUCAAGUUAAUGAUAGUGAUCCGUCCAGCAAAUCUAACGGUAAAAACAAUGGAGGUAAAGUGCGGCAAUUGAAAACUGUGUGUUUAACUACAAGUAGUGAUCCUGGAGAUAGACUAGUUUUGGUUGUUGAUGAUACAAGAUUCGUAAUUGAUAAAACGUCAUUUGUUUUGUACCCUGAUACGCUAUUGGGAAGAAUGUUUGGUCCAAGAGUCGCAUCUGGUGCAUCUUCCAUCACCCGGCCUAAUGAUAAGGGUGAAUUUGAAGUUGCGGAAGGAAUUACAUCUCAUUGUUUCAGAGCCAUUCUUGAAUAUUAUAAAUCCGGUGUUAUCCAUUGUCCACCAAGUGUUCCUAUUACCGAAUUGCGUGAGGCCUGUGAUUAUCUAUUGAUACCCUUUGAUGCAACUACAAUUAAAUGCCAAAAUCUCGGUGGCUUGUUACACGAAAUCAGUAAUGAAGGCGCUAAAUGCCAAUUUGAGUAUUUCCUGGAACAACAUAUAUUCCCUGCUAUGGUCGCAUCAGCUCAGCGAGGAGAAAGAGAAUGUCACAUUGCUGUUCUUACUGAUGAUGAUGUCGUUGAUUGGGAUGAUGAGUUCCCUCCUCAAACAGGACAAGAGCAUUGUCAAAUAAUCUACAAUUCUGCGUUAUAUCGCUUCUUCAAAUACAUUGAAAAUCGAGAUGUUGCUAAGCAAAUUUUACGUGAUCGAGGAUUAAAAAAGAUUCGUCUCGGAAUUGAAGGUUUUCCUACACAUGAAGAGAAAAGACGCCGACGACCAGGAGCUCGACCAGAGGUUAUCUACAAUUAUGUUCAACGACCUUUUGUUCGCAUGUCAUGGGAAAAAGAAGAAGCCAAGUCAAGACAUGUCGAUUUCCAAUGUGUCAAAUCAAAAUCGAUCACCAAUCUUGCCAAUGUAGAUGGUGUAGAAGGAUCAAACGACGAUAAUGCUUCAAAUAGUAGCUCAUGAUAAUUAUGUUCUUUAUGGUCUACAAAUGGUAACACGAAGCUGCGAGAAAAGCUUGAAUGCACAAAAAAAUCUGUCUUUCACAGUAUCUUUGAAUGUAUACCCGAUUGUUUACUGAUUUUCCUGUUACACAAGAUCAGCAAACGAAUGAUGGAUCUGCCUCUUUCCUGCAAUUUACCAUAUUUAUCAUAUGGAAGGCUAUCUGUACUACGUUUCUGACCUUUUCGAUCUCCUUUUUUUCUACUCAUUUAUUACAAGGCUCAAUUUAUUACUGAAUCGACAUCGAUUUAAAUACCAAAGGAAUGUUGAUGGUAUGAUUUAACUGUUGUAGAGUUUAGAGAUGACUUAUGAUAUUGUUUUUACCCUGAGGAAGUUGAACUAACUUUCCUUUAUAUUGAAUUGAAAAUUGUGAUUGUUUGAUAAUAAAAUGCUCAUCAAUUGAGCAAUAUUCAAAAUUUA
Tetranychus urticae (two-spotted spider mite) is the source of this 1857-nucleotide messenger RNA. RefSeq names its product BTB/POZ domain-containing protein mrityu (gene mri). Gene Ontology annotation, cellular component: cytoplasm. NCBI's taxonomy places the organism in Eukaryota, Metazoa, Arthropoda, Arachnida, Trombidiformes, Tetranychidae. The record is from RefSeq and is a predicted model, not a curated record. Gene Ontology annotation, biological process: positive regulation of phosphorylation. Gene Ontology annotation, molecular function: protein binding.